Molecule: messenger RNA, 2182 nt
Organism: Dermatophagoides farinae (American house dust mite)
Lineage: Eukaryota; Metazoa; Arthropoda; Arachnida; Sarcoptiformes; Pyroglyphidae
Source: RefSeq, a predicted model, not a curated record
UCAUCGAAAUGCGUUAAUUCAAAAUAAUUCAAAUAUUUCAUCAUCUCCGGUUGAUUCGACAACAACAGCGACAAUUAUGUCUUUUCUUUCGAAUCAAAAUAAUGUCAUGACACCAACAGAUGCAUCAUUAACAUCACCAUCAUCGACAAAUACGUUAUCAUCAUCACCUACAGCAUCGAUAACAUCAUCAUCAUCAUCAUCAACAUGUAGCGUAUCCAUUGUUAAACAAGAGGAAUUAGUUGAAAAUUUGAUACGAGGAUGUACUGGUAAUACUAAUCUAAAUACUAUCAACACAAAUACACAAUCCACACCAUCAGGACAAAUAGAUCAAUGUACUUCCGCAGCAAUGGGGACAAAUAUCGUCUCUGAUCAACAAUUACAAUAUUUGAAUCAUCAAGCAUUACUAAAUCAAACAUCUAUAAAUGGCAAUGGAAAUAAUGGUAAUGGAAAUGUACAUUUUACACAAUCAUCUUUGACCCAGCAACCGGAAAAUAUUUCACCAUCAUUACAAUCAAUUUUACAACCAGCCACAGAUCUUACUAAUACAGGAAAUGUAUCUAUGCAAGUUGUUACUCAAGUUCCGAUCACUCAUUCAAUUCAACAACAAUCUACUGCUUCCGCAUUUGUUCCAUCGAUUGAUCAUCCAAUGACGAAUAUUAAAAACGAGAAUGAUUCAAAUCUUUCACCACCACAAUUAACACCAAAUCCUGUAUCUGCAACCACUACGAGUAUUAAGGAAUCUCCUUUACCCGAAAUAAGUCUGCAAGAUCUGAAUAAACAAUUAAAUGCAAUCGCCAUACCUGUUGUUCGUCCUGUACAAAUGAAUACGGUUCCUCAAACAGCAACACAAACCAAUAUAGCGACUAACAUGACGAUGGCCAUGGAAGGUGUGCUCGAUGGAUCUUAUCCAUCUAACAAGAUCACCAAUGAAACCACGGCAAAUCAACUUCCACCUUUGCUGAUAAAUACUAAUCAUACAUCAAUGUUGACGGAAACUAAUGCCAAUCCUGGAAAUGGUUCUGUCACAAUUAUUAAUCAACAGCAAUCGAUAGUUGGUACUGAUAGUACAGGAUUGUUGAAUCAGGCAUCGAAUCCAUUAUCGAAUGGAUUAGGAUUAUCAAGUUCAGAUUUUCAAAUGCUUAAUUUACAAACUACACAAACAACAUCAAAUGAUUUUAUGGUUUCAGCGACGAAUAAUAAUCCACCAAUGAUGGAUACAAUAAUGAGCACUUUGAACCAGGCAAAUUCAAACACCGCCAAUGUGACCGUUACCACUACAAAUCCAACAACAACAAUAGAUUCUUUUAUGCAAACUUUACCCGUGUCAAAUGCGGAUAAUUUGGCAACAUUAGGAAAUCCAAGUCAGCCAAAUCAGCCAAAAAUAACGGAACAGUUACCGUGUUCCAUGAUGACAAAUGAUUGUCCACCAUUGAUACAAACAUCAUCAACAAUGACAAUAAGUGAACCACUUGUUGCAACAUCCAAUCAAUUAACAGCUGUAAAUCAACAGGCAUUAAACGUGCUAGAGCAACAGGUUGCAAAUCAAAAUCAUCAAUUACAGCAGGAAAUAUUGGAUUCAUUAAAUCAGAUGAACAAUACUGGAGCUGUAAAUGGUAAUCAAUUACAAAACAUAGCUAUGGCUGUGGAUCCUACUCCAUCAUCAUCAUCAUCGAAUUCAACGAUAGUUACGAAUCAAACAUCACCACCACAAGUUGGUAUUUUAGGUUCUGGUAAGUUGGCAUCGUAUUGUCAUCAAGAAAAUAAAGUCGACUUAACAUCAAUAAACCAAACAAACAGUCUAUCACAGGAAAUGAAUAGCGCUGCUACAACAAAUCAGCAGCAGGUUUUCAUGAGGACAAUGUCCACAAAUCUUGUACAGGAAACGCACAAACAGAAUGAAUUAAUGUUACCAGCACCGACAUCAAUGAUUACAAACCAAAAUCAACCACCAAUGGCUUCAUUAUCAACGGUUACAUCUACAAAUAAUAGCAAUAAUAAUAAUGGCACAGUAUUAACGACAACCGAGCCAAAUGAUUUAACAAGUGCUCAAUCAAAUAUUUGUCCAAUGUCCAAAAUGAGUGAUGCCGAAUUGAUUGUAUUCAUCGAUCCGGCAGCAUUUGAUUGAUAAUGAUCACAUAAUAAUAAUAAUAAUACAAAACUAUCUAUCUUUUUUGGCGAAAUA